Messenger RNA from Pistacia vera, 570 nucleotides. RefSeq names its product alpha-galactosidase-like. Bases 1 to 570 code for a protein of 189 amino acids. The transcript has 7 exons. NCBI's taxonomy places the organism in Eukaryota, Viridiplantae, Streptophyta, Magnoliopsida, Sapindales, Anacardiaceae. The record is from RefSeq and is a predicted model, not a curated record. Gene Ontology annotation, molecular function: hydrolase activity, hydrolyzing O-glycosyl compounds. Gene Ontology annotation, biological process: carbohydrate metabolic process.
AUGCUACUCUCCCUGCUUGCUCCUAUGUUCAGUUCUCUUCUCUUCAGCCUCUCUUUCAACCAUUCUUAUUUAGUUUCAUCUAAUCUUUCUGCAAGCAGCAAUGGACCUGGUGGGAGAAUUCUGCUCCGCAACGAUCUCGGUCUCACUCCUCCAAUGGGGUGGAAUAGUUGGAAUCACUUCCACUGCCAGAUUAACGACAAGAUCAUUAGAGAAACAGCUAAUGCCCUAGUAUCAAGUGGACUAGCCAAGCUUGGAUAUCAGUAUGUCAACAUAGUUAAAGCUCUUGCAGAUUAUGUGCACAGCAAAGGUCUGAAGUCAGGAAUUUAUGCAGAUUCAGGGUACCGAACAUGUACAGGGAAAAUGCCAGGUUCAAUCGGCCAUGAAAAACAAGAUGCUACAACCUUUGCUUCGUGGGGAAUUGACUACUUGAAGUAUGACAAUUGUUACAAUGAUGACACAAGACCAACCAUNGUUCCAAUUUGGAGGUACUUGGUGUAUGCAUGUACUGUUGUCGCCUGGAUUUAUGAAGAUAGUAAUUACGAGACUGCUGAAGCUCUUCUUCUUGCAUAG